AAAAACCAUGAACCACAACAACAAAAAUGGCUAUGGUAGUAAACUAGAAACAACUGACAAGUUUUUUAACGAAAAUGUUCAAUACUUCAGUGGUAAUUGUGUCAUUUUUUUUGUAAUUUAAUUAUUAUUUUAAUAUUUUAAUUAGUUUUAACAGUUUUAACUAGUUAAUGCAAUGUACAAUUUUUGAUUAAAAUUGUACAAAUUAACACGUACGCGUAAAGAUGUAUGGUGUAACAAUUACAACGGUCGAAUAAAAUCAUCUGAUACUUUUCAACUUUUCCAAAAGUGUGGUAACAUUGACAUGUGAUAACAAGAAAAAAUAAUGAUUACUCAAAAAUAAAAAUGUCUGAGGGAAGAUUUCCAUCUUAUCAUCAUUUACCCCCAGCGGCCCCAGCACCUCAAAGACAUCAUUUGGCAACUGCUGCAACGCCUUCCGUUCCUCAUCCACUUACAUUCCAUCCUCCUGCAAUUUCUCAUCAGCUAUCUUCAUGGUUUACUAAACAAGAUAUGGCCGCUUACAGAAAUACACCAUAUGCUUCUUUACACAAUAUUGCUGCAUUACAGAUGCACAAACCCCAACAUACUCCUGUAAUUGAUAGGUGGAUGGAUUCAAGAAAUAAUAUGCCGCCUCCAUCUAGACCCGAUCCACCAUCUCCUAGUCCAGCUCAUUCUGCAAAUGUAUCACCUAGUUUUUCACUAUCUAGAACUGUUGAGAUUGAUCUUACUAAACAUAAAAAAGAAUCAGAGCAAAUGUCUAUCGAUUUAUCUUCAAAUAAUAAAAAAUAUGAAAGUUUUGCUUUUAGGCGAGCAAGAGAUCAAGUUAAUGGUCAAAUAAAUUUAUCUAAAAUAGGAACUAUUGAAGAGAAAGCAAUAAGUGUUAUAGCACCAAACCCUCAUAAAGUUAUUAAGUCUGAAAUUCAAUUUCAUGCCCCAGAUUAUCUAAAUACUCAAAAAGUAAAAAAUGUUAGUAAUGAUGGUUAUGAAAAUAAAUGUAGUAAACAUGAUAUUAAGGUUAUUUGUGAUAGUCCUAUAAAAAUUGAAGUUGAAGAUACAAAUAAUGUUGAAAAAAUGUUGGAAAACAUGUUUCAAACAAAUGAGUCUGAAAAACAAUCUGUUAUAAAAAUUGUAAAACCAAUAAAAUCACCAUCACCAUCAAUGAUGAGGGCAGAAUCUGUAGAAAAAAUACUUAAAUCACCAUCCCCUAUACCUAGAAUAGAACAUGAUAAAUCUGAAGAUUGUAUACCAUCUGAAAAUUCUUCAAAAAAAAUUCAUGACACACAUUCUCAAUUCCUUGAAGUAGAAAACAAAUUAGAAGAAUUAUUUGGUGGUGUCAUCACAUCAACUAGUACACCUGAACAACAAAUAGUAAUUGACAAUAAAUCAAAACCAAUAAUUCCUACAAAAAGGCCUUAUAAUAAAAAUAAGAAACAAUUUAAAAAAGUUAAAAAAAAUCUACCUAUAGUUGAAAAAUUGAAACCAACUGUUGAACAACCAAUUAAAAAAUAUAAAGGUCCAUUAAUAAGAGUCAAUGGUGGUAACAUAGAAAAUCCAACAAGUUUUGUCAUAAUUAACCGAAAUAUUCAAGAUGACGAGGAUUCAUUAGAUGGUCGAAAUAUUAAUCGAAAGACUUAUUCAUAUAAAUCUGGUGUUUGCAAUGGUGAAGAAAAACCCGAUGUGAGCAAUUUAGAAAGUAGUGAUUGGAAAUGUGUUUUCUGUUCGCGAGGACCUCACGUAAAAGACAUUGGCUUUGAUCCUACUGGAGAUCUUUUUGGUCCUUAUUAUGUCAGUAUACCAAAGGUUGUAAAACCAAAUGAUAAUCCUAAGAGAAAGAAAUCUAAGCAUAACUUAAAUGAUAAUGAUACUUCAGAAACAUUUAUUGAGGUAUGGACUCAUGAAAAUUGUUUAGUUUGGGCGUCUGGUGUUUAUAUGGUUGGGGAUAAAGUUGUUGGGUUGGAAGAUAGUGUGAGAAUUGCAAAAAAUACUAUUUGUGUUUAUUGUGGUGUUAAUGGGGCUAGUAUUGGAUGUACAGCACGUCACUGCAAAUCGUGUAUACAUUAUAACUGUGCAAUACAUGUUGGUUGGCUUCUUGAUAGCCAGAAUCAUAUGACUACAUGUAAUGUUCAUAGGAAUUCUCUCCUUGGAAGUAGUUGUCAUUAAUGAAGCUUUCUUGCUUCAUGUAUUAUUAUAUUCAAAAGAUAGGCUUUAUGUGUUUUUUUUUUAUUAUCGUAUAUUACAUUGUAUUAUGGUUACACGAUCAUCAACCUUGUUAUGAAUUUACAACAAUUGACCAUUAAGUAUUUUCUUAUGCAUAUAUUAUCAUAUGUGUAUAUUUGUUAAUAUAUGCGUGUAUUUUAAUCUAUUAUAAUUAAAUUUUUUAGUUUUAUAAAGUAAUGAACAUGAACUAAUGAAAUCAUUGCAGUAAACAACAAGAGAGUUUAUUUAACUAAAAAAUAUUCAAUUAUGUCUAUUAUUUUAGAGCUGAAAGAAACAAAAUUGCUCUAUCAUAGUUCAUAUACUGUGCCACAUUUUGGUGCAUAAACUAUAUUAGUACAUGAACAAAAUAAAUCGUGUCCAUGAAUAUAUUUUAAUCAAGUUUUGUAUGAAUUUUAUUGUUUUGUUGAUUUAUUUUUUACAUUAUCCUUAAUUGUUUCGAUUUUAUAUAACUGUAUACGUUAGAAGAAAAAUACAUAUUGGUAUUUAUGAAUAUUUUUACAGAUUAUAUUAUCUAUUAUAAUUUGCAAUAUUAAGUUAGUAUUUUAAUAUCUAAGAUAUAAUUUUCUUAAUAAAUAUCUGUUGGGACUGUGAUGAUUGAUGAGUAACAUACUUGGUGUUGAAUGUAAUGAUAAUAUUCAAAUAACAAUUUAAAAAAUGUUAACUUAAAAUAGUAAAUUUUCAUUUAAGCAUUGAUAAACAAUUACUUAAAUAACUUCAUUGAAUAAUAAACAAGGUGAUUAGAUUUUACUUUAAAAAAUACUCAUAUAUUCUAAAAUGUUAUUAUAAUUUUAUAAAAUUAAAUAGUUUUGUUAGAUUUCUAAUUUUACUUACAUUAAUUACAAAAUAGAAUAAAAAUGAAAUAGUACCUAUGCAUUAUACUAUACUAAAUUAAUAUUACUCCUGAUAAUUUAGUUUUAAUUUUUAUCUUGUUUAAAUUAAGUAAAUAUAAGGUUAUGUUAACUCAGUUUAAUAUAUUUUUAAUAUUAAGUUAUUAUUAUUAAACUAUAUUAUAGAGUUGAUUACAUGGAUCUGACACUCUGACAAUAUUGGUAAUGGGGUUUUAAUUGUAGCUUAUGGAAAUACCUAGUACAUCUUGGUUGUCAAAUGUAUGUAAUUUAUUCUAUUUAAUCUUAUUUCAUAUAUCCAAAUAAUUUUAUGCGGUUUACUGGUUUAAGAAAAGUGUGUUUAACAAUGAUGUUCUAUGUAAAACACAAAAAUUAUAAUAAACACAAAUACACAAUAUAUGCAUAUGUAUA
Molecule: messenger RNA, 3470 nt
Organism: Myzus persicae (green peach aphid)
Lineage: Eukaryota; Metazoa; Arthropoda; Insecta; Hemiptera; Aphididae
Exons: 8
Coding region: 343-2157 (604 amino acids)
Biological process (GO): regulation of transcription by RNA polymerase II
Cellular component (GO): nucleus
Source: RefSeq, a predicted model, not a curated record